This is a messenger RNA of Dendroctonus ponderosae (mountain pine beetle), 7385 nucleotides long. RefSeq names its product nucleoprotein TPR-like. Bases 188 to 7144 code for a protein of 2318 amino acids. Lineage: Eukaryota; Metazoa; Arthropoda; Insecta; Coleoptera; Curculionidae. The record is from RefSeq and is a predicted model, not a curated record. Gene Ontology annotation, molecular function: structural constituent of nuclear pore. Gene Ontology annotation, biological process: protein import into nucleus; mRNA export from nucleus. Gene Ontology annotation, cellular component: nuclear pore. The transcript is spliced from 15 exons.
UGUGGCAACCCGGGUGGCGUUGAGCAUUUGCCGGCAUGUUUUCGUUUCGUUCAUUGUCGAAUUGCAUGGUGGUCAAUAUCUCGACGCUUUCUCAUUUGUAAUGUUCGCAAAUUUAGAUUAAUGAGCUGCAAACCCGUUCUAUUUAUUUAAUUAAGUGUGCUAGUCGGUUUUUGUAAUAGUUUGCACCAUGGAGUCGUUUCCGUUUGAGCCUGUGGUGAGCCUGGAGGAAUGGGAGAUGGUUCCCAAGGAAAUCGGGAAAAAAAUCUCCAAAUUCGUCAAUGAAAAGUUCGAUGAGUUUAUCACUACGAAAGCGCUACUGGAAACAAAGAGCACCAAUUCAGACAAGAGUUCCACUGAACUCAAAGAGCAAAACGAUGUCAUUUCGAGUGAAAACGAGGCUCUUAAGGCCAGGUUGGAGGCGGCUGGGUCAUCUAUUACCGAACUAGAGAACCAAGUCUCAACCCUUUCUGCUGAACUCAUUCGACUGCAGACUCAGGCCAAUCAACUGGAAUCCGAAGCGGCCCAGUACCGCCAUGAGCGAAAUCUAGCAGUGGAUGAUCGUGAUGAACAACUCAAAAUGUUACAAAGACGCACUGGAGAAGCUGAGAUGCUUCAGUUGGAUAUUGAAACGUUGACCAAACAGCUUGAAGAUGCUAUCAAUACCAAAUGUGAAGCUUUGGCUAAAGCUGAAGAAGUUGAAUCUAUGAAAUUGACUUUGGAGUAUAAAGAGAAGCGCUUGGAGCAGGAAAGAUCUUUGAUGAAUAGUCAGAUCCAGAGUCUUACAGAGGAACUCGAGGAGAGAACUGAUGAACUUCUUAAUAUGAGGAGGGAUAACUCUUCACGAUGCAUUCAAUUGGAAGCAAAAUUAGCAGAGAGAACGCAAGAAUUGGGCGUAUUUACAGAACAAGUAAAAUCUUUGACAGAAAUGAACCAAACUUUAACGACAAGGAACGAGGAAUUAGCUCAGAAAAUAUUUAACCUAAACGAAACCCAUGCAAAAGUCAAUGAAUCGUAUGUUUGUGAAAUUGAAGGCAAAACUAAAAUGGCAAAUACGUACAAGUCAAUGCAUGAGGAAAGCCAGAAGCAUACAGAAGAACUAAGGAGUGGUCUGAGCGAGGUUCAAGAACUAUUGCGUAAAGCUACUGAACAAUACGGCGAACUUGAAACAAAAAGUAAAGAAACUGAUUUGGCCCACGAAGAGAUAAUUGGAAAGAAAAACGACUACAUUGCUAUGUUGAAAAAGGAACUUGAAACCGCCAAUGAAGUUAUUGAACUUAAUAAGAAUGAAUCUUUGAGUAGAGACAUCGAAGGUAUUUCAACUUCAGCAGCAUCAGUAUCUCGAAUGAUGAAGUCAGGAAUGACAUACACUGAAGUGUAUUCACGUUACGUAUCAGUUAAUGAACAGCUCACAAGCAAAGAGGAGGAGUGCACAAGACUUAAUAACUAUAUUACGUGUAUUGUUAAGGAAAUCGAGGAGAAAGGUCCGUUGAUUAAACAGCUGCGUCAAGAAUACAGUGAUACCCUUGAUGCAAACGAAGUUCUGAAACAGUCUAACGACUCUUUAUUAGCCGAACUUCAACAACUGCGCGAAGCGCAGACAUCUAACCGGAGAAUUGAGGGGCAAGCUGUUCGAGAAAAUCAAAGAAUGAAGAAAGAAAUAGCUGAUCUAUCACGACAAGUUAUCCAUUUACUACAAGAAGUGGAACAUUCAAGGAUUGGUUCAUCGUCCACUUCAACAGACAAUGACCUAAGUGAUAGCGUCAAUUCAGCUGAUAUUAUUACUAAACGGCUUGUGACAUUUAAUGACAUCGCCGAGUUGCAAUCUACUAACCAGAAGUUGCUGGCUUUAGUAAGAGAACUAUCAGAACACCAGCAAGAGGCAGAAUCCUUUGAUCCAGCUGCUAUAGCCAAUUUGCAACGAAAGCUAGAAGAAUUAAGAGAAUCACAGAGUGAGUUACUGGAUGAGCGGGACCAGCAGACAAAAAUGAUGUCAACCUUAAGAAACCAAAGGGACAUGUAUAAGAACUUAUAUUCACAAGUCAUGAAAGGGGCAGGAGAUAUGGCAACUCCACUUGAGAGAAGUUUAUCCGGUCAAGACAACGCAGACCAUUCCAAGGCUCAGUCAGAUUCUGAUUCAAGCCCUAAUGAUGAAGAAAAAUUACACGAAUUUGAAAUCCAAAUAAACAAGUAUAAAAAACAAGCUGAACAAAUGAAAGAAGAAUUCGAGACAUACAGAAAAGACAGAUCGGACCAUGAGAAAAUAUUAGUAGAGCAAUUAGAAUCUUUUAGAAAUGAGUCUAAAGAACUUAUGAAACUGAAUUUCCAGCUUGCAGCACAAUCGGAACUAGCCGAAGAAAAAUUCAAGACUCUUCAGAAUAAUGCUGAGAUUUACAAAAAACAAAUAACUGCUCUUGAGAAGCAAAAUAAAAUUUACAGUGAAGCCAUCGUCAAACAUGAACAAGCUGCUUCCUAUCUGAAAGAUGAAGCAAUUCAAAAUCAGACUAGAGCUUCGAAAGCUGAAGUAAUGCUUGCCAAUAUUCAAAAAGAAAAUGCUCUUCUGCGAGAUGCUGAGCGCAGGCUUCUUAAGGAGUGUGAUAUGCAAAAACAACAUGCUCAUCAACAGAACUUGUUACACAGUAAUAUUGAAUUAAUUAAAGUAACUUUGGAGAGAAAUGACGCUGAGAGUAAAUUAAGAUUGCAAGCUAAGCUCGACGAAGCUCACUUAGAAUGUUCAACUCUACGUCGGCGGUUAGAUGAAGAACUAAAUCGCUUUAGGGAGUUGUCAAGCCAUCUUGAGAAACAAGCUAAACAAGCUGUAGAAAGAAUGGAAGAAGAAAAGAUGGAAGCCGAUAAGCUUCGCAAAGAAAUUGCAGAAACCAGAGAAGAGUUGAUCAAUAAAACUAUGCACAUCGAAGAUUUAUCCAUGAAGCUGAAGAGUUCCGUGUUUGCUAUACCAGAUUCAAGUGUAGAGGGUCGAAAAUUAAGAGAUUUAGAGCAACAAUUCAGUGACGCCCAAGCCGAAAUCAACUCAUUGAGAACACUGCUAAAAUCAACCAAGGCCGCUUCUGAAGAAUACUUUAAUAUAGCUCAAAAUGCUGAGAAGCAACUAAAAGACGUUGUGAAUCAAGAACAACAAUACAAAGAUGAAAUUGAGAAACAAACACAAUUAAUUAAAGAAUUACAAGAAAAAUGUGGAGAAUUACAAGGUGAACUUUCUUUACAAUUGGAUGAUCAAGAUAUGGCAAAUUCUAAUAUUAAGACUAAGUCGCAACUACUUGAAAAAGAACUUAACGUAAAAAGUCUAGAUCUUCGCUCUGCUCAACAAACAUUAGAGAAUGCUCAAGCUGAUAUCAAAAACUUAAACGACCAAAUAAAGGCUGUUGAAAAUAAAUAUGCCAGAGAAGUUACGUUGCAUUCCGCAGAUUUGCAAGCUUUAACAGAACUGAAAUCUGAAUUGGAUGCAUCAAGGAAUCUGAUUAAAUCUAUUGAAUCUGAAAGAGAUCAGGCAGUAGAAGCUCUAAGUCAAAACUUGGCGAGUGCUCAACAACAGCAGAAAAUCUUAAACGAAGAGAAGGAGAAACUAGAAGAGCGUUUUAAAAAUAUGGAUGAUCAGAAUAGUUUGUUGCUUGAUCAAAUUCAACAACUCAAUACUCAAUUAACAAUUCUACAAUCUCGGGCGUCUGCAGAUAAUGUUAUGAAUCAAAGUAUCCAAAAUACCAGUCUUCCAUCUAGUGAAACUUCAUUUAAUCGAUCUCUUGCCGAAGAUGAUGUUCAUAAUUCCGAACAACUAUUGAAAAUUAUUAAAUACUUGCGACAUGAAAAGGAUAUUGCUGUGAGUAAAGCCGAUAUAAUAGAAGCUGAACAUUUUAGACUAAAAUCUCAGUUUGAGUCUGUUUCGCAACAGCUUGAAGGACUUAAAGCACAAAUUGAAUCCGAACGCCAACAGGUUGAAGUUACUAAUAUAUCCGCCGCUAAACAUGCUGAAGUAUUGCGCAAAUUGGAAACACUCAAUGCUAUUACUGAUAGCAAUAGAGCACUGAGGCAAGAACGCGACAAUCUCUUAGAGGACAUGGGAGCUUUACGAGUUAGGGCUGAUAUAUUGGAGGCAGAAGUAGCUCCGCUUCAAGAGAAAAACCGCGAUCUGAUGACCAAAUCAGAUCAGAUGCAAAAUGAGAAUAUAUCCCUCAGAGGAGAAUGUACUCGGUGGAGGCAACGAGCCAAUCAAUUAAUCGAGAAAACUAAUAGAACCAGCCCUGAAGAUUGGAAGAAAUUACAGACCGAACGCGAGACUCUUGCGAAACAAUUAACAGUUGAGCGUGGAAAUACCGCAAAAUUGAAUGAUGAAAAUAAUAACCUGAAACAAAAUGUCGGUAGACUAGAAGAGCAGCUCAGGGUGUUACGAGUUCAAAACAAUAAUCAAGCAGAUGAAAUGACUAGGCUUCGGGAGCAAGUUGCUGGACUUCAGAGCCAAGUAAGCCAAAUUACAGAAAGUCUUGAACAGCAGAAUCAAGCUAAUAAGAACUUAAUUGAGGAAAAUAGACAACUUACCGAAGGUAUCGCCACUAGGGAUGUGUCUGUUAGUGAACUAAGGAAUAAUUUGACCCAAGUGAAAAAAAUUGCGAAAAAGUACAAGACUCAGUAUGAAGAUCAAGUGAAAGACAUCGAGUCACUAAAGCAGCAAAACGAGCAAAGUCUGACUGAACAAAGUAUUAAUUCAGAUAAACAAACUCAAUUGCUUGAACAACAGAAAUCUGAACAUGAAGAGCGGGUUAAUCAGCUAGAAACUUCACACAAGGAAUCCGUAGACCAAUUGAGUCAACAGGUCACCAGCAGUCAAGACCAAAUCGAUUCCUUAAGAAAGGAAAUUGAUUCAUUGAAACAAACUAGCCAAGAGAAAGAAGAGAAGUUUAAGACCCUUUUCAAAAACGCCAAAGAUAGGAUUGUCUCUUUAACUGAGCAGAAUAGCAGUUUGAAAGAGCAACUCAGCAAAGAGAAGUCUGGAAGCGCAGGGGAUCAGUCGAAUGCCAAUAACAGCAACAGCGAAUUAUUGGAAAGGAUAAACAAUUUGCAGCAGGAAAAAGUUGAGUUGAUUGAAAAAUUACAACAGGAUAAGAUCGCCCAUACGACGGAGAUUGAUUCGAUGAAGCAAACGAUUAGUCAAUUGGAAAGAAAACUGGGCCAGCAACAGGGAUCUAAACCAAGCACAAGCUCAGCAUCCAGCGAUAAAUCUCCAGCAGAAAGACCGACAGCUGAUAUAAAACCCAUUCCUGGUCAUUCAACUAAUACCCAAACUCAAUCGGUGCCAAUUCAGCCAUGGAGGAAUGUUGGUGAACCACCAUUAGCAAGUAUUAGACCAAUGUCGCAGCAAUUGAGAACGGCAGCGGUUUUACCUACUACCCAAACCCCUAGCGCAGUAAUGGUUCCACCCCAACAACAGGUUCACACUACAGGAUCAUCUUCGAUCGAAGCUUUAUCUAGUAGCCCAACCUCUUCUCAUACAGAUUAUGUUCCGGCUACUAGUUCAGCUAGUUCUGCUAUUGUGGGACCCAGGCAAGUGGCUGUUCCACCCACCCAGUCGUCGGAGGACGAUGAUAAUGCCAUGCAGAUACAACCAGCGCCUCAGCAACAAACUUUAGCAGUGGUAUCUCCAAGAGUGGAACCACCAAGCAGUGGUGGUGCAACUCAAGAACAAGGCACAAGCUCAAGUAGUUCAAAUACAGUAACAACCACGCAAGCAGGACUUAAAAGGCAACGAGAACCAGACACUGAUAGUUGUCAGGCUGAAGAAAAGUCUCAAACCAAGCAGCAGAUUAAACGAACCAGACUACAACAGGCUGGAACCGUCAGCGACAGUGGAUUGGAUGUUGAGUACCAGGUUCCCACUAGUAGUCAACGCGAUCAGGAUGAUGAUAAUGUGAUCGUGGUAGAAAGUGACGAUGAAACUGCUCCUGAUGAAGGGGAGGGAGAUGAUCAGGAAGAGCCUGACGACACAGAGGCGUAUGAUAUGGAGGGCAUGGAACAAGACACUUAUGAAGAUGCUGAUUGCCAAGACGUGGAAGAUGAAGAGGAAGGUGGAAAUGAAGUAGGAAAUGAGGUGGAGGUAAUUGAAGAUUCCAGUGAGGUGCCAAAUCAAAGUGAAAGUCAGGAAGUUGCUGAAGGCGAUGCCUCUGAUCAACAAGCUCAGUCUGAAGCCAUAAGUAGUGGAACUGACGCUGCUGCAGGACCUUCAAGCUCCUUUUCUCGCGCAUCUACAUCAUCCACUCCUGGAACGACCUUUUCGCGUUCUCGUCUAGUUCCUCCUCUUCCUCAUCGACACCACAUGGGAGCUCCCCUAGCAGGUCUUUUGGAUGAGGGAGGAUUAGAUGAUGGAAUUGUACCUUCCACCCCAACGUUAUUUGCACCACGUCGUUCUGAUGGUUUCGGUGAAGCCGUGAGUUCGCCUCACGUGCCUUCCAGCGCAAUUGGACGAUUCACCUUCAACGAAUCCCAAAUGACCAGUACAGCAGGCUCGGGACAUGAAUCUCAAGUUCGUGGAACGAUCGAAUCGGUCGCCGAACAUAGUUUGGAGGUCCCUCAAGCUGAUGAUAAUAGUACUGGCCGCAGUGUACCCACAACUCCCUUACAAUCGUCGCCUCAAGAAUCAAUUCCUAACGUUGCAGACGACCAAAGUGAUAGACAUGCGAGUCAUAGUGAUGAUGAUAUGCCGCAACUAAUGUUAAGUCCAGACGAGGAAACUGGAGCUGACGGAGGUUCCGAAGAGGUGAUGGGACCUCCAGUUCAAGCUGGAACGUCAUCAGAAGAGAACCGUCAAGACGACGCAGAGGGAGAUGAUGGGGUGAGUUCUGAGGGUGAGAAGCAGCCCUCAACUGAGGAAGGCGAAGAGGAGGGACGUGAAGCCGAAGCCUCACCAAGUCCAAUUGAACCGAGAAGAACACUAAACAGGGGUGCCAGUAUGUCUGAUCGACGUCCUAUUAGACAAAAUCUUACAAGGGGAUCUAGAGUUUUACCGACUCCCAUAGUAUGGGGUGAUCAAAGAUCUUUGCCUCAGAGACAAAUGCACCAUGAACGAGGUAGGGGUGCUCAAGGCUAUGGCGGUAAUCGACGACCCAGAAGAAUGCAAAGGCCGUUUGGUGGAAGAUUUUAGAGAAAAACAUUACAUUUAGUAUUGCUUCAUUCCCAAAUUUGUUAUAAUUAUUGAAAGAUAGGAUAGUACUAUAGUUAUAAAUCCAUAAGUCACCAAUUUUUUAAAUUCGUUUCUUGUAUAUUAGACGGUCGAAUAAUUUUUAAGUAUAGAUCUAGUUUUCUGUUAUUAUAAUUUUCACUUAAGUUCAGUUGAGACUAAUUAAUAGUGUCGUGAAAAAUCCAAUAGAAAUCACAAAAAAGUC